GCAGAUUGUCCUCACGCAAGUGCUUAUCACCUUGCAUACGGCCUUAUCUCUCAGGUCACUACGUAGCGAGGCUUGUGAUGGUCGAUCAAGGGAUGGAAGUCCAGUCUGCGCGAGUGUGAGCCUCUCGCUUUCUCAGUAAUCAACAAUGACUUGGAAGAUCUCAGAAGCGACACUGGCUGACGUUCCUGCAAUAACGUCAAUAUACUCCCACGACGAGCCCACACCUUUCAUCAAGCUUUGUCUGGGAUCAUUGAACGUGCUGGCAUUGAAUUUCAACCAAGCAGCACGCAUCGCUAACAGCUUGCAAGACCCGGAGGAAGCCUGGUUUGUCGCUCGAGAUGAGCGCAACAAGAUAGCCAGUUUUGCCGAAUGGCAGAUGCCAAAGGACGAAGCAGACACGGAAGCGCAGAUGGCAGAAGAGCUGGCCCAAGCACAAGAAGCCUACGGAGAUUCGAUCGCACCGGGAAUGAAUUCAAGUCUCGUUGUUGAGUUUAGACAUCGAGUUACAAAGCUUCGCAAUGACGUGUUACGAGGACAGAGGCAUUACCUGCUCAUGAAUAUUGGGACAGCAAAGACGUGGCAACAAAGAGGAGCGGCGAUGGCGCUCGUAAAGCGAGCGUUUGAUGCCGCGGAUCGAGAAAAGGUUGCCAUAUAUUUGGACACGGUUUCCGAGGGGCCUGCCAGACGGCUUUUUGACAAGCUGGGCUUCGAGGAAGUUGGCAGCUUCGAUAUUGAUCUCAGCAACCAUGGCGGCCAAGGAUUGCACUCGCACGUCGGCGUGAUAAGAUGGCCUUUGGCGAGAAUAUAACUCGUGCCGAACAGGAAGGAGGUAUUGAAGGAACGGUCGUGUGACGAGCGUUUUUACGAGCUGGCCUAGUAGGAUUCCGUAUUUGGUAGCAUUCUCGGGAGAGCUCCUGCUGUUCUGUAGAUCCAGGGUGUUCUCGAGCGUUGCCGCUCCUCCAUGUUUCGAAAUUCAUUUCCCAAACACAACUCCCCCUUUGUGAUUUUAUUAUUAGACUUAAUCAA
This is a messenger RNA of Aureobasidium subglaciale EXF-2481, 1026 nucleotides long. RefSeq lists its product as uncharacterized. Gene Ontology annotation, molecular function: acyltransferase activity, transferring groups other than amino-acyl groups. The transcript is spliced from 3 exons. The coding region runs from base 146 to 808 and encodes 220 amino acids. The record is from RefSeq and is a predicted model, not a curated record. Lineage: Eukaryota; Fungi; Ascomycota; Dothideomycetes; Dothideales; Saccotheciaceae.